Molecule: messenger RNA, 999 nt
Organism: Tilletiopsis washingtonensis
Lineage: Eukaryota; Fungi; Basidiomycota; Exobasidiomycetes; Entylomatales
Exons: 4
Coding region: 1-999 (332 amino acids)
Cellular component (GO): catalytic step 2 spliceosome; striated muscle dense body; nucleolus
Molecular function (GO): actin filament binding
Source: RefSeq, a predicted model, not a curated record
AUGUCCUCGCGCCUCGUCUUCAAGGGCGACAAGGCGCCCAAGAAGAAGAAGAAGCACUCGUCGCGCCGCCACCACGACGACGAUGCGGGCGAGGGCAGCAGCAGCGGCGCCGCACGCAGCAGCAAGCGCAAGCACGCCGACGACGACGCCAGCGACGUCGACGACUACGGCGGCAACGAGCAGACCUGGGUGCCCGUGGCGCGCCCCACCGACCUGGCCGGCCCGACGUUCUUCUUCCAGCGCUUCGCCGCCUCGACGGCCGACGACGGCGCCCGGGCGCCCUACGUGCUCACGCUCAACGCGCCGCUGCAGCGCGUCGAUGCGCAGGCCAUGCGUGCCGAGGCAUCGCUUGAUCCUUCGCUCGACCUUGAUGGCGCCAGCGUCGAUGUCGCAAGCAUCGACCCGGCGCCGUCGUCGGUGAACCAAGUGUGGGUGGCGAGCCGCAUGCUCGACACGCCCGCCUCGGCGCCCGUGUAUACGCUGCGCAGCGCCGACUCGCGCUUCGUCGGCGCAGCGCCCAGCGGCACCGUCACGGCCAGCGCCGAGGCGCGCGGCCCGCUCGAACAGUGGACCGUGCUGCCGGCGCCGUCGGGCACCGGCGUGCAGCUGCGCGCGCCCAGCGGCAACCUGCUCGGCCUCGACGAGGUAGCCGGCGGCAAGGUCGUGGUGCGCGCCGACAGCACCGAUGGCGCUGGCACCGAGUGGGAGGCGCGCGUGCAGUGGAAGUUCCGGCAUGAGGCUCGCCUCAAGGAGAUCAGUGCGCUGCCCAUGACGGCGCGCGAACGCACGGGCAAGCGCUACGCCAUGGCCGAGCCGGAGCUCGACGAGGCCAAGCUUGUGCACACGCGGCAAGGAUGGGGUCCGGGCAAGGACAAGCUCUUCACGCUGGGCUCGAGCUCGGAGGACCGGAGGGCGCUGAAGAAGAGCAAGGAGGAGGGCCGUCUGGCCGAGGAGCUGCUCAAUCGGCGCAGCAAGACCAAGAGCGACCGCUACUGCUGA